ACUAAUCCAAGUGUCAGCGCAGAGACAAACAUAACAGUGGGUCGCCGCGUCCCUGUCAAGUCCAGGAGUAGCCGGGGUGUGCGAGCAGGAGCCGGGAGGAGCGACGCUGAGCUUUUAGUGCAUCCGGGAGUCGGUUGUGUGUGUCAUUUUUGACAAGUGGCACUUUGGGGCACCAGGGAGCGGAUUUACUGAGCGCAUUAAAGUCGCCGAGACGUUCACUUUCCCUCUGCUCACCUGAACAUGGCUUCGACCACCUGCACCAGGUUCACUGAUGAGUACCAGCUGUACGAGGAACUGGGCAAGGGCGCCUUCUCUGUGGUGAGGAGGUGCAUGAAGAUCUCCACAGGGCAGGAAUACGCUGCCAAAAUAAUCAAUACCAAGAAGUUGUCUGCCAGGGACCACCAGAAGUUGGAGCGUGAGGCCAGGAUCUGCCGUCUGCUCAAGCAUCCCAACAUCGUGCGGCUCCAUGACAGCAUAUCAGAGGAGGGAUGUCACUAUUUGGUCUUUGACUUAGUUACUGGUGGUGAGCUGUUUGAAGACAUCGUUGCCAGGGAGUACUACAGUGAAGCUGAUGCCAGUCAUUGCAUUCAGCAGAUCCUAGAGGCUGUUCUCCAUUGCCACCAGAUGGGCGUGGUCCACCGUGACCUGAAGCCUGAGAAUUUGCUCCUCGCCAGCAAGCUGAAGGGGGCAGCUGUUAAACUGGCUGACUUUGGCCUGGCUAUUGAAGUGCAGGGGGAUCAGCAGGCCUGGUUUGGUUUUGCUGGGACACCAGGUUACCUGUCUCCAGAGGUGCUGAGGAAAGAUCCGUAUGGCAAGCCAGUGGAUAUGUGGGCCUGCGGUGUGAUCCUCUACAUUCUCCUGGUGGGAUAUCCUCCUUUCUGGGAUGAGGACCAGCACCGACUGUACCAGCAGAUUAAAGCUGGAGCCUAUGACUUCCCCUCUCCAGAGUGGGACACAGUCACCCCAGAGGCAAAAGACCUGAUCAACAAGAUGCUGACCAUUAAUCCUGCCAAAAGGGUCACCGCCACAGAUGCUCUCAAACACCCCUGGAUCUGCCAACGCUCCACUGUGGCGUCCAUGAUGCACAGACAGGAGACGGUGGAGUGCCUGAAGAAAUUCAACGCUAGAAGGAAACUCAAGGGUGCCAUCCUGACCACGAUGCUCGCCACUCGCAACUUCUCAGCAGCCAAGAGCCUGCUGAACAAGAAACCGGACGGUGUCAAAAUCAACAACAAGGCCAAUGUGGUCACCAGCCCCAAAGAGCCCGCCCCCACUCCUUCUCUGGAGCCUCAAACCACUGUUAUCCACAACCCAGCUGAUGGAAACAAGGAGUCCAGCGAGAGUGCCAACACUACCAUCGAAGACGAGGACGUGAGAGCUCGUAAACAGGAGAUCAUUAAAGUCACAGAGCAGCUGAUUGAAGCCAUCAACAAUGGAGACUUUGAAGCCUACACUAAGAUCUGUGAUCCCGGCCUCACAUCCUUUGAGCCUGAGGCCUUGGGCAACUUGGUGGAGGGAACAGACUUCCACCGCUUCUACUUUGAGAAUGCUCUGUCCAAGGGGAAGCAGCCCAUCCACACCAUCCUGCUCAACCCCCACGUCCACCUGAUCGGGGAGGAGGCGGCGUGCAUCGCCUACAUCCGCCUCACCCAGUACAUCGACGGGAGCGGCAUGCCGCGCACCAUGCAGUCAGAGGAGACGCGCAUCUGGCACCGCCGCGACAGCAAGUGGCAGAACAUCCACUUCCACCGCUCCGGAUCACCCACCGUGCCCACCAAUUAAGCCCAGCUUUGACCAUCAGCCGCCUCCAGCUGACCAGACUCUGCCUACCAAGUGUCCAUCAGAUCCCUCCGCCCGCCAUAGCUAGUGCUCUGCCCUCUCAGUGUGUUGUUUACAUUAUGUCGCUGCUGGACUGGAGAUUAUUGUAAAUGUUGGAUAAACAAACAAACAGACAAACAAAAAAAAACGAGGAGAAAAUCAUGUUGACGAUAUCAUUUUGUAGUGCGAGUGUGUGUUCAUUCCAGGGUAUUACCAUCCACAGCAUGUUUUAUUACGCAGAUAUUUUUUAUUCAGUUUAAGUUGGUUUUAAUAGAAGGGGUUUUAAGUGGAGCCACAUUUUUGAUUGGCUGGUGAAAAUAUGUGAAACUUCCAAUCAUUAUGUAGUGAGCGCUAUUCAUUUUAAUAUUGCACAUAUUGAGGACUAUCGUGAUGUUUUUGCCUUUUUGGCACAAUGACCAAUAUAUCACAUAUCUGCUUUGGAUUCGUAUCUUUUGAUCUGCCAUCUGUUAGAGCUCAGACACAAGCUUGCUUAGUUCUGGUGAUGUAUAGUUUUUGGCUAGUCGCUGUGAAUCGCUUUGUCUUCGCUUAGCCGUCGGCGCUAGCCACAUAAACGCACUCAGCCGAUUUUAGGAAUCGUUUCCAGUUUGCCGUCGGAACUAAAUAUGUUUACUAGGAGUUUUAACUACAUGUUUUAAAAGGGAAAAUCAGUUGAAAAUGUUUUCAUUAGCCUGUUGGACCUCCACUAUCACAAAGCCAGUGAGAGGUCUCUUAUGAUAGAAUGUAAAUUCCUAUAUUUCUUAAAGAGAGUUCUUGCGUCUCUUUCCAGUACAAUUGUGAUUUUAUGACUUUUGUUGUUUACGUUUUUCUAUUGUGAGAUAAAUGCUUGUCCCUCCAUGUCCCACGUUAGUAAAUCCCUCACUCUGCAUUCAGCAAUUGGACACUAGGCUACAGAAGAACACCGAUACGAAAGACACAUUUACUGUAGCUGGAAUUCUAUUUUUAACGAGGAACUGGAUGAUGACUUAAAAUAAUGAAUCACUGUUCUACUUUAGUUUAAUAUUAAUUGCUUCGUUGGUGUUACUGCACAGUUAAGACCCAAUUUGUUGUUCUCACUCUUGGCUUCACUUUUGAACAUUCAUGGUGGUAAAUGUGAAAAAAUCAGGGAAAUGUAAUUUCAGAAUCAAAGCACAGGGACCAAGAUAAAGUCACGCAAGGUCACGGAUUACGUUUGUGUUCAGGAUAUUGACUUAACUUAUGCUUUGCAUUAUUUACAUCAAAUUGUUUAGAGAAUUGUAAGUUUUCUUUUGUUUAGCCACAUUUCCUUAACAGAUACAAGAAGAUGCAUUGAAAUUUACAGUAGACCACUGGUGGGACAAGACUGAUGUUUAAGGAAUAUCAAAUAAAAUGUAUGACUUAUGCCAAAUAAGAAAA
Molecule: messenger RNA, 3210 nt
Organism: Betta splendens (Siamese fighting fish)
Lineage: Eukaryota; Metazoa; Chordata; Actinopteri; Anabantiformes; Osphronemidae
Gene: camk2d1
Product: calcium/calmodulin-dependent protein kinase (CaM kinase) II delta 1
Exons: 20
Coding region: 241-1782 (513 amino acids)
Biological process (GO): protein phosphorylation
Cellular component (GO): neuron projection; cytoplasm
Molecular function (GO): calcium/calmodulin-dependent protein kinase activity; ATP binding; calmodulin binding
Source: RefSeq, a predicted model, not a curated record